UUGGCUUCCUGUGAAGAUAGGUCAUCCUGUUCUCUGUUUCACAGUCUCUGUGCAGCUCUUUAACCUCAGUUGUCAGUCUUCUGUUUCUGCCUUUUGCCGAUUCCCUCAACAGAUUCUGUCUGAUUGAUCGUAAUGAGUUUGGGGAGCUCAGAAAUGGCUGGAAGUGCGCUGGGAAUGGCCUCCUCUCUCCUGCUCCUUGCCUCCAUUAUACAAGGUAAUCCUGGUACACAUGUGCUGUUGCUCAUAUAAUCAACAAGCCAUGAUGGGAUAUUCACUAUGGGUUUGAAUUGUGUACUGGUUUCCUGGCUGCCUCAGUUUAACGCUCUGAUUUUAUCUGCCUGCAUCCCAGUGGACUGGAGCCUAUAACACCAGCUUCAAAAGUGUGAGUGGUUUUGUCUUCUCAAUUUUAGUUUGCUUUAACACUACCUGAUGUGCUCAACAGGGAUCCAGGGCGUCGAGGUGUUCCAUUAUAAAAAGAUCGAGGCACUCGUGGGCCAGAAUGUAUCCCUACCCUGCUAUGUGAAAAAUCCCAAGCUAUUGAUAACUAGUAUUGAAUGGGUGAAGAUGCUGAAUGAGAGCGUAAAGCUGGCAGUAUAUGCUCCAGGUGCAGGAGUGCAUCCGUUCUGGUCUAACGUCACCAUCCUGACUGAGGGUGAAUCCAUGGGCUCUCUACAGCUUCGUGGAGUGUCAAAGUGGGACAGCGGUGUUUAUGUUUGUGCCCUUACCACCUAUCCUCUGGGCUCAUUCAAGAGAGAGACAGAGUUAAAGAUCAAAGGUAAGAUGUAAACAAUUACGUGACAGGCAACACUUACACUUACACGUUUUCCUUCCUGGUACCAAUGUCAAUACAAAUAUUAAUAAGAUUAUGAUACUGAUACAAGACACAAUGCUGAUGCCCUUAAGUAGUAUUUUACUUGAGUACUGGCUGAUACUGAGCACUUAUUUCAUACUAAAGAAAUAGAAACAUAACAUGAUAUCUGUACAGAUACUUGUAUGCAAGCUUAUGGUUGUUUGAUAUUUUAAAACUAUAAUUACCACAAAACUGGCACUGGGUUACACCAACUUAUGGUUGUUUGAUAUUUUAAAACUAUAAUUACCACAAGAUGGCAUCAGGUUGCACCAGCUACCUCUGAUAGUUCAAACAUAGAGUAGUUUACUUUAAUUUGUUUUAUUUCUAAUAGGACGGAGUUAACAUGCUUCUUACACUUUGAGGGUUGCACAAGAUGAGAUAGUUCCAAGUAAGGCAUAAGUCAUACCUUAGAAGUAACAUCUAGCUAUGAGUAAGUGUUAAGUCCCUCAUAAAACACCGGUUGUCAUGGCGUAUAAUUUUGACAGAGAGUAUAACUUAAAGGAUGAGGAGAAACAGAUAAUUUCACUGCUCUCUCUUGCCCAAAAUUGUUUGCUUUGAUUUUAUUUGGUUUGUCCACAAUGAUUUCAUCUGUACCAUUAUGCAACAGUAGAUUAAGUAUAUGUGUUUUGGUUAUCACCUUGUCAUAAUACUUUGCCAUCUUUUGCACAUCUUUGUAUUGCUGUUAGGAGAGCAGAGCACAGAUUUGUUACUUUGGUUAUCUGUCAAUCAUUUCUUUCUUAACUUUUAAAGUGGACGUUAAUUUGAAGAACAAUUAUAAAAACUUUUAUUACACAAUAUAAAAAAAUACUGUAGCAAAUAAACCACUUUCUAGUGGCUGGCCAAAAGAAGAGAUCAUGUAUUUUGUGACAAUAUUUUGGUCACUUUGGACUGCACGCUCUACAAGUGACCAAACAUGGUGGUGCGACCAAACAAUAACACCAGUUAAAGCUCCUGUGAGGAACUUUUAGUUUGUGUCAAUUUUGGCGCCCCCUUGUGGACUUAACAGCCUGUGCUUAUCUCCCGCUCCACUUGCUUAGCUUGUGUCUUCUGACAAAAAAAUCAUCCUGCUGCCUUUUUAUCGUCAAGUGUAUCAUAAACUGAAUAUUUCACAUGGAUAAUGAAAAAAAAACCAGGCCUUUUUCUCCAUCUGCCACCUACCCCCGCGAUUGGAUUGAGGUGUUAAAAAUUGCAGUAUAAAAAUCGUUAAUCUGGCCACUGAUAGUCUUGGUUGCUUUUGUAUGUUAUAAAAAGACAACCUUGUGAAAUUCAGUUUAUUUAAUAAACAUCAAAAAUCCCCUCACAGGAGCUUUAAGUUACAAACCAACAAGUUUCGACAUGUGGCUUAGUGUGGACUUGCAUCCUUACUUAAAUCACUACCUAACACUGAAUUUGGGGCGCUAAUUCGACAUAGUAUUGGAUUGAUGCAUUGACUGGCAUACUUGCCAAAAACCAUCAAAAGGUAUCUCUGAUUCUAUUAGCAGUAUUUACAUAAUUCAACUACAGGGACUUUUUCCUAAACUGUUGCAUAAAUUCGGUUGUGUCAGGGCAACACUCCUCUUAAAAGUUAUUUACUACUAACAAAAUGUACAUAAUAUUUGCACAACAGCAUCUAAGGGUUUUGUUUGCCACGGUAUACAUUUAUGUGUGUUCCCAUGUUUGGCCUAUUUUUCUAAUUAGUAGUACUUUAACACAAGUACAAUGCACUCUUACCUUCUUUUUAGUGGAAGUGAAGAGGUGUUACGACCACAAAUAGGUAGAGGAUAAUUACAGGAGGUGUUUAUAUUAAUAAGCUUUGCAUAUAGAAGCAACAAAGUGUGUUCAUUUUACAGCGGAUGUUUUACACACUUUGUUUUACAAGCGUUCUUGUGUCGUCAAUCCAAAUUAACCCACGUUUUGUCUUUAUUAGAUGUUGAAACAAUGUGCAAUGUUAAUAGCACUGUUACGGUCCAUGCUGGAGGAAAUGUGUCUAUUCACUGCUCACUGUUCCCUGAUGGACAGUACAGCUGGACCAAGGUAAUUGAAACCAGUUUAACAGCAGAUUUUUGCCAUCCCAGUAAUUUUGUUUUAUGUAAUACUAUCAUACCAAACAUUACAAUGAUAUGCUACAUUAUCUUGUUUUGCCAUAGAACAAGGAGCUGGUGUCAGUGAAUGAAUCUCUGGAGCUUUGGCAGGUGACAAAAGCUCACACAGGGGUUUAUACUCUCACUGUCAACACAGGAAACACAAGCGUGCAUAAAGAUUUUUUCAUCACAGUGCUAACUGAAACCACAAGCACAAGCAGAGGUAAAAUUGUGUUGUGUUUUUUUUUUUUAGCUGUUUCUCUCUUCGUGAGUUUCUCCAUUUCAGCAUUUCCUCAGGGCUUGAUAAACAAUAUAUUGAGAGGGCCCAGGAGACUGAAUGACUUAAUAAACUCCACUGGACCAGAGAGCUGAUACUUGACUUUUAUUAUUAUACUGCAGGCUCACUCAAUCUUAAUUUUUAAUUAGCCUGAUGGUAAAAAAUGAGAUUCAGAGGACCAGAAAUGUGAAUCAAAUGGGAGCUAUAGAUCUGUUAAGAGUAAAAAUCUCAACUUUUUAGUGCAAGUUAAUCCACCUCUGAAUUUUAACUCAAAAACAGACUAAGCCAAACGAAAGCAGGAUUUUCAUUUGUGAAACAACAAAGCUGCACUUUCUCUUCCCUUGCUCUUACAAAAGCUUGGCGUGGGACUUUGAGUGGGUAGCGCUGAAUCUGGGAAAUGUUGAUCAACUGUCUGCUUUCUCAUCCUGUAAACUUGUUUCUCAUGAGAAUUUGAAUACGCAAAACAGAAGCCACCGCAGACUCUGCCGGCUCUUCAACUCUGUCUUCUCUCAAAUCACAAAGGCGAAAACACUGAACUGAGUCUCUAAAUCAUGACACAGGGAAAGAGCACAAUCUGUUGGACAGAUUAGAGUAGUGCAGCUCAGACGAGCAGUUGAAAUCACUCUAACAGAACUCUUGAGAAGGACUCCGCUUUUCAUUGGAUCACCAUAUGAAGCAGAAAUGGAGUUUAUUUGAUAUGCCUCUAAAAAAGAAAAGAUGGCAUACUCUCAAUCACUCAUCUGUGUCCUACAGCUCAUGAAAACUAAGAUCAUUAAUGAUUCGUUCCAGGGGGGUUAAUGCGUGUUAAAAAACAAACAGUGGAAAAAAAGUUAGGCAUACUGGAUUAACUGUUCUCAUAAUUUAGGAAUACAUUUGCACAAUAAUGCUGACUUUGCAAUUCAUGCCAACACCUUUGCUUUGGGGUUAGUGCCCAUAUCUUCACGCUCCAGCUUCUUGAAUGAGCUCUUUGCCUUUUUUUAACCAUUGAUUAUGCACAGGGUGCUCAUAAAUGCCAACUCGGCCCAUGUUUUAAUGAUGUAUCACUGGGCACUAAAGUUUUGUGGUGCAUUAUUCAUACCUCUCUUUCUUUAUUCAGCUUCCCAUUGUGAAGCUUGUUGAAGUUUAAGUUUGAAAUUUCAGGGAACAAGUUUAAAAGUUUAUUUUUUUUCUCCCCUCACAUACUCUGGCAAAGCUGUUGGAACUAGUAAGGAAUCAUUUGUAGCAAACAACUUAAUGUUUAACCACAAAUCUUCUAAAUUUCCAUCUGUUUCGGUCUAAAUGGUUACCAGCUGUAACCAUUUGUUUCUGUUCUCAGUCCUUAUGCAAAGCUAAGAUAAUCUAGGCAAACUGGCUGCCUCUUUGGUCUGUCACACAAACAUUAAUAGUAUUGAUUUCUUUGAUUUAAUUCAUGGCAAGAAAGUGACUGAGCAUAUUUCCGAGCACUGUGAACUUGAGAUGUCCACAUUUAGUCGACUGUAAAACUUCAUAUAAUCACCCUUACUGGUGGCACCACAUUCACAAGUCGGAUAAAAUAUCAUUCAAUCAGUAAUAUUUUAUUAAUGUAGGCCUGACAAUUCUAGGCACAUGCUGCAUCUACCUGUAACGCAGCCACCCACCAACAGGGCUGUAGCCUUAAUGCCCUUCAACCCAAAUGCAAGCAAGCACAGGUGACAGAUGGUAUCUUGUAGUGCGGCAAAGUUUGGCAGUAUUUUUUAUGUUGACAGUGAUAAAUAUAUAAGCUGUAUGUAGACUUUGACGGAGCAGUGUGUCACUAAUACAGACAUAUAGACAUUAACCUACAAGGAGGACCAAAGGCUGGUGGUGCCAGCUCUGCUAAUGUUAGCCACAGUCUGCAAACUGAGACUUUGAAAUCAUAUGAUUGAGUAUAUUCUACACAAUUUGCUCAAUUUGACUGUUUACUGAGAGUUUUCCUACAUUUAGACUGGUAGGAUCAUAAGAAUGUAAAUUCCUGUUGAAUUACAAGGGAACUGAAAAAAAACUUAUUAUGAACCAAAUCAGCAACUUGGGCGGUUAACAUGUUUAAAACAUGUUAAUUCUUCUACUGUUAAAGUCUAAACACCCUUUUUUAUGUCUUUAUUUACAACAAGAGAGAUAACAGAGCAUUAUUUAUAUAUUUACUUGUAAUUCUGACACUGCACACUGGGUGGAGCUUUAGCUUAUUCUGAGCAUGAAGCAAAGGCACCAGGGUAACUGCAACCAAGUGUGUAUUAAAGCAAAAGAUAAUUAACUUAUACACACUGUUUUCUUGUGCUGGAUCAUUGAAAUCCUGAUAAUAAAGACUUGAAGUAAAUGUAUCACUGAAACAUAAUAAAAAAUCUGUGUUAGUUACUGGCUUUGUUGCUGUGUCAGAAGAUGUAUCCUCAGAUAUUUUCACUGAUUUAUACCUCAGAUUUUCUUUUUCAACAAGUCGUUGCUAUGCAUCUCAUAGCCAUUUUAGUACUGGGUGACAAUGCAGAACAUUGUUGUUGACAGUAUCAUUAUUGAAGUUUCCUUGUUUUGCUUCUUUCAGAUCUAAUCACAUUACCACCUCAGUCUAAUGGAACUGAGACAAGUUUGAGCCAAACCACAGACGGUAACCUCUCCAUGUCAAUGACCACUGUGCCUCCAACCAUCAACACCACUUUCACUUGGACAACGAGCGAUUCAACACUUAACUAUUCACACACGAGCCAUGUUACAACAACCUCUACCUACCAGGAACAUAGCACAUCGACCCCUGACCCGAAUCACUUUAACAGUACCACUCAUCAGCAGUUAAACCAGACUCAUGGUUUAAACACAUCCACGUUUCAUAACCAAUCAGCAGCCAGUAAUCUAUCCACAACACUAAGUUAUGGCAGCACUAUGUUCACUCCGACACAGGAGACGAGGAAUGAGUCCGGUGAGAGUGUUACGAAAAAGGAAGGCUAUCCAGGCCCAACUCCAACUCAGAGCAAUAGAGACAAAACAGUCAAUGAGGUUGCAGGUAAAUAUUGCUUCAUAUUUCACCUGUUAUUGCUCUAUGAAUCACAUAAAUUACACUUUUAGGAUGGAGUGUGUUCAAGAGAUUGAUGGGGUGGAUUAUGGGUUAAAUGUGCAUUUAGAGUCUUUCAUGUGAAACUUUAUGCAUCCCUUUGUUGGUCUGAAAAAGGCUUUUUAGAGGUACUUUCAGGCUGUUUUUGGCACAUUAUUUGCCCUGAGGGUUAUUAACUGAGGGAUAGCUAUGUUUGUGGCCAAUGAGGGGAGACCAGCAGCCGCAGCACCAGAAAGAAAACAAUAAAACUCUUUAAAGGAGCAAAUAAAUGCAGACAAAGCGCUAAAAGCCCAAAAGGCAAACCCCGAUGAAAACUCUUUAGCUUCCCCAUCUGCAUCUUCUGUCACACUUAGAGGCUGCACAGAGUCAGCUUUUCUCAGGAUAGACUCCUUUUUCAGGACCAAAAGUAUGUUAAAUGAAGCAUCAGAGUUUGAGGGGUGAAAGAAAAGGAAAACAGAAAACUUACUUUUCUGUUUCAAGGCAGAAAGUUUUACAAUUGUUGCCUCAUUUAUUUUAAAUAUUUGUUUGACCAGUGCCUUCUGACUGUCCCUAGGUCAAGAUUGAAGUUCAGGGGUGACCGGGCUUUUUCCGUCGUUGCACCUAAGCUCUGGAAUGCUCUUCCCUUUCAUGUCCGACUAUCCCCCUCACUGCCUGUUUUUAAAUCAAAUUUGAAACAGCACUUUUUAACUCCUGAAAACUUGGCCUUUUAAUCAUGUUUUUACUGAACCAUCUAUGUCCCCCUGUUUUUAAUGUGUUCCAGUGUCUUGAUUUAUUGUUCAUGUUAAUCGUCUGGCUCUUUUUAUUUUGUUUUUAAUUUUACUGUACAGCACUUUGGUCAGCGCUUUGUUGUUUGUUGGGUUGGAUCGGAUUGGAUUUGUUUGUGAUUGCCAAGUUUGACCAGGCUAACCUGAUCUAAUGCAUAAAAAACAACCUUGGUCAGUCCCUCAUUCUCUAUAUAUAUGCUUCCCAGGUACUGAUGGUAGCCGGAGUCGUCUGGUGUUGGUGAUAGUAAUCAUUCUGCUGCUGUCAUUGAUUGUGGUGGCCGGCGUCCUCUACAGGAGAAGUAUUAUGAAGCAAAGGUAAAUAAAUAUAUAUAAAUAUAUCACUAACCUAUAUGCUAAGCCAUCUUGUCUACCUGCCGGCAUUCAUUCAGUGUCAUGAAUUCUGUGACUCUGAAUUAAAUUCAAAGAGUGGGAUGGAUGGAUGAAAUCUUUUCAGUCUGCAUGCUUCCAGCUAACUUUCCUGCCAUCAGCUGAUAAAUGUGAUCUGUCUUUCUCCUUUUUAGGAUGGAUCUACCGCCUCCAUUCAAACCUCCUCCUCCCCCUGUCAAAUAUACAUCUGCGAGACAGCGUGAAACUUUCCCCAUCUCCAGGUGUAACUCGACGACUGAACCUGAAGAUGUGAAACAAAGCUUCAUUAGAAUGCCUGACAUUUUGCACAAUGAUAAUUCAUGAAUAACAUGCAGUAAUCAUGGGGAUGGAGUGUAAGCUGUAACCUGCAGAUAGAGCAAUAUGCAUCAUAAAGAGGAUUGUUUGCAGUUGUGGUCAGUGAAAUACAGUUGCAGGCAACUGUGCAGAAAUGAGGGGUCUAUAUGUCUAUAAUGAGUGGGGGUGGGGUGGGGUAAAUCGCCUGGUUUUGUUAAUCACAUGCAUAAACAGUCAUGAUUAAGUUUGUACAUUCAAAAAAUAAAGAGAUGAUUCUUCCUUUAACUUUGCAAA
Molecule: messenger RNA, 7939 nt
Organism: Xyrichtys novacula (pearly razorfish)
Lineage: Eukaryota; Metazoa; Chordata; Actinopteri; Labriformes; Labridae
Source: the annotation of a GenBank genome assembly